UGGCGAAGACGGUGGCCUAUCAAGACUGGAGUCGGGGUGAGUGGGGGGACGCUUUUCCCCUGCUGUUGCUGCUCUCUGCUGCUGGGCCCUGCCGGGGUCGCGAAAGGAGUUUGCAGCGACCUUCGCUUUCCCUGCGGGGAUCGGGAUCGUCCGUCCCCCCCCCCCCCGCCACCCGCUCCGAGCUACGUUGCUUCCCUCCGUCCUUUACGGGUUCCCCCAUGGAGACCGUCGCCCCCGUUGCUCCUGGCCCCGGAGCGGGACCGUUUCCCUCGCUUUUCCCACCGGGGCUACACGGGAUCUACGGCGAGUGCCGGAGACUAUACCCGGAGCAGCCCAACCCCCUGCAGGUCACGGCGAUUCUCAAAUACUGGUUAGGUGGACCGGAUCCUCUGGACUAUGUUAGCAUGUACAGGAAUUUGGGAAGUCCAAAUCAAAAUGUUCCUGAGCACUGGCAUUAUGUAAGCUUUGGACUAAGUGACUUGUAUGGUGAUAACAGAGUGCACGAGUUUACUGGACCAGAUGGGCCAAGUGGUUUUGGAUUUGAGCUGACAUUUCGACUUAAGCGUGAAACUGGAGAAUCUGCACCACCCACUUGGCCAGCAGAGUUAAUGCAAGGCUUAGCCAGAUAUGUCUUCCAAUCAGAAAAUACAUUCUGUAGUGGUGACCAUGUAUCAUGGCAUAGUCCAUUGGACAACAGUGAGUCUAGAAUCCAACAUAUGCUCCUGACUGAAGAUCCACAAAUGCAGCCAGUUCAGACACCAUUUGGAAUUGUAACAUUUCUCCAGAUUGUUGGAGUAUGUACAGAAGAGCUUCAUGCAGCACAGCAGUGGAAUGGGCAGGGUAUAUUAGAAUUGCUUCGGACUGUUCCUGUAGCAGGAGGUCCAUGGUUAAUCACAGAUAUGCGACGUGGGGAAACAAUAUUCGAAAUAGAUCCACAUCUGCAACAGGACCGAGUUGAUAAAGGUAUUGAAACAGAUGGCUCAAAUCUAAGCGGUGUGAGUGCAAAAUGUGCCUGGGAUGACCUUAGCCGGCCACCAGAGGACGAUGAAGACAGCAGAAGUAUCUGCAUUGGUACGCAUCCUCGACGAUUGUCUGGAAAAGACACAGAACAAAUUCGAGAAACUCUACGAAGGGGACUAGAGAUUAACAGCAAGCCAAUUUUGCCACCAAUUAAUACUCAGAGGCAGAAUGGAUUGAACAGUGACCGAGCACCGAGUCGUAAGGACAGUUUAGAAAGUGACAGCUCAGCAGCAAUCAUUCCUCAUGAACUGAUUCGCACAAGACAGCUUGAGAGUGUGCACCUAAAAUUCAACCAGGAAUCAGGAGCAUUAAUUCCACUUUGCUUAAGAGGCAGAUUAUUACAUGGUCGGCACUUUACAUACAAAAGUAUUACAGGAGAUACAGCAAUCACUUUUGUAUCUACAGGAGUUGAAGGGGCCUUUGCUACAGAGGAGCAUCCAUAUGCAGCACAUGGACCCUGGUUACAGAUCUUACUUACAGAAGAGUUUGUGGAAAGAAUGCUGGAAGAACUAGACGAUCUGAGUUCUCCAGAAGAAUUCAAGCUUCCAAAGGAAUAUAGUUGGCCUGAAAAGAAAUUAAAAGUCUCCAUCUUACCUGAUGCUGUAUUUGACAACCUACUCCAUUAAAGACAGCCCACAAGCAGCAGCUCACUGUUUAUUGCCCAAGGACUAAUGGGAGCAUUGAGUAGAAUAAAAGGUGGUUCUGACAAUGUUGCUGCAUAACUGCAGCAGAAGAGAAGUUGCUCAACCACUGUUCAGCCAGAAAUGUUCAUGAUUUUUCUGGGUUUUUUCCUUUUUCAUCAUGGCUGAACUCUGAGUAUCUGCAUAUGAAAGAGUACAAGAGUUAGACAGAGAAAGAAGUAUUCCAUUAUGAGUAGCAGCUGUAAUACAUCUUUCACUAUUUUAACUGGCUCUAAAACUGCCUGUUGCCAUCUUAGUUCAGGGUUUAUAUUCCUCAUCUGCAUUUAUUGUACAUAUUUUUCACCUGUAAGCACAUAAUUAUUAAUUUGAUGUUUUCCAUAAUGCCAAACUACUUUUGUUAGCCAGGCUUCUCCUUGGCAGAAUUAUUCCUUUAAUACAAGUUCCAGAAACAAAGUGGGAUUCCCUACAUGUAUUGAGAGUAAAUAGAGUAAAAAUUACUCUAUUAUCUUGGCCCCAAGCAUUUCUUAUGGUUAAGGUGCAGUGAAAUUGGGCAGGUGGGUUUGGUCUCUUAGCUCAGAUUAAUUGAGUGUAGCUGAAUUUUAGAACCCAACAUUUUUGCCCUAUAAUAAAGAGCCUUUCAUUUGCUAACAGAUUAACAGAUUUAGAAAGAAACCUAGCUGUAAUUCAGCUGGACUUAUUUCUAAAUAAAUGUAUGUUAAAUUAUAAGUUUUUAUAUAUUACUUUAAGAAUGUUUGGAGACAAUAAGCCCCCCCCCCAACCUUUUUCAGACACUUUAAUCGAUAAGAUAGCCCUAAAUUAUUGGAUUAUAAAGCAUAUUAAAUAAUCACUCUUAUUUCAUUUACUGAUGAUCAAGCAAGAAAUAUGAGUGAUUAAUUUUAUAUGCUUUUCUCAUUGUAUUCACUGAGCUAUAAAAUGAGUUAAUGGCUUGUCUUAUUUGUAUUAGCACUGUUAGCACUUCUGUUUUUAUGAAAAUUCCUGAUGCUGCACUGUUUCUGAAAAAUUUCCACCAACUCUCUUUGUUUCAGGUCCUAGAGGUGCCAAGAUAUCUUAUAUCAGCUUUGGAACAAAGCAGUUUAUAAAACAUUUAAGUUUUAUUAAAACCAUCUUCUCACUUUUUAUUAAUGUAAUAGAAAGCCUUGAAUUUGCUCUGUUGAGUAUUGAUUGAAUCGGGCUUCUCCAGAAAUUGUAAUUCAUAUAGAAGUCUAAAUUGUUCCCUAACCCUUGGGCGCAACGCACCACCGGCCCAUGGCCUAUUCUGAAUUGAGCUAUGCAAGCGGCUGGCCGGAGUAUGUGUGUGUAUGCGCAACAACUUGCGUGAAUAGCAGGCUGGCAGGCAUUUACCCACAUGUGCACCAGCCCGCUGCUCACACAAGUCAAGCUGCGCGCUGGCCCACCACUUAUGCAAAGCCUAUGUGCACAUGCCAGGUCGCCCCAAGCCAGACUAGCAAGCCACAAAGGUUGGGGACUGCUGUUUUACAAUCUACAAAUUUUCAGUGGUCUCCAUCUGCAAUUCAAAGGCUAGGUUAGAAUCACAUUGGACAAAAAAGGAGAAACUUUUUUACGCAAUGACAUUUUGGGAAAAGAGAGAAAAAUAUACAUUAAACAUGAGCUAGGUUUUAUGCAUUGUGAAAUACUGCAUUGUCAGUACACUUUUUGGAUACUAUGAUGUACUAACCUGUUCUGAUAUUAGAGAUGAUAAAUCAAGAAGGCUUUGGAAUCUGUAACAUAAGUGAGAGUCUUUUGGAGAGCCUAGUUCAUACUUCAUUUUGAGUAGAUAUUGAAAUAAAAUUAACAAUGUUAAAUUAAUAAUAGAAGAUUGCAAAGAUGUUCAGAGUUAACUGUAAAAUUCUCUGGAGAAAAUGCACAUGGGCGAUGUUCACAUAUACUGUGCAGCCAAGAUCACUAACCAUUAUUUGUUGAACAAGCCAGAGUCAAUUGUCUGGGAAAGCAGAGUGACUGUGACUGAUCAAGUUCUUAUUUUCCCUCUAUUUCUUCUAUCAAUCAGGUGAUAUUUCAUAAUAUCCUUAGCAAAAGUUAAAGAACAAGGUUGUUUGUUUGUUUGCAGGAAGAUUUGCUCUAUAAUUUGCUCUCUAAUUAAGCAAGUUGUAGCCCCAGGGCCAAGUGUGGUGCCCAGAUCUUUUGAUAGCCCUCAGAUCUUCAUCCAGCUACACUGCAAAUAUUGGCAGUACAAAUGAUGAAAAUUGCUAGCAUGGUUUUCCAUAAUUUUAUGACAAAAUAUUCAUUAAAAUUAGCAUAUGAUCUGUAACACACAAUACAUUUUUUAAAAAAAAUCUUCUGCAAAAUCCUGAAAAUUCUACUUCUGUUCAUUUAUCUGGGAGCCCCAUCCACUCCAAGAAAUAGGUAUAACUUCUAUCCUCAAAAAGGAUUGUCUUGGGGAUUUGGGGAUUAUUGUUAUUUUGGCUGUGUAAGGUUGAUGGAAUUGGCUUUAUUUUUUUGUUGUUGGUUUUGUUAGAUGUACACUAUAUUAGGUUUUUAAAAAAUAAUUUGUAGAGUUUAGAGAGCAAUUGUGUUAUGUGUAGGUUUGGUUUUGCCUGUGUUUGUUGUCUGAGUAUGGUUAGUUUUAUUUCUGUGAAAUCGGUAUUUUGUUGAAAUGUGUAUGCUUUGCUUUGGCAUUGGGAAGCAAUUCCCUAUCCUUUCAGGGAGGAGUUAGGCAUAGGGAAAAAUAGCCUGAGUGGCAGAAAUGCUGAGUAGUUUUUCCCUCAACUAUAAUUUUAUUUUGUUUCUGAAGGAAUUGAAGUGGAAAGCUAUUCCUUAAUUUUUAUGCUUCAAACUGUAAUUGGAUCUUACACCAUUGAAAUGCUUGUAUAUGGAAAGAAAAGUGAUCCCUGUUGGUAGAAAACAGGUAUUCUAGAGAAAUGAUUAAGCUAGAGAGAGCCUUUCCUACAAGAUCUAAUUUAUUAUAUAUAAAUAUUAUGUGUGUGUGCCGCACACACAUGUUUUAAUUUUAAAAGGACCAGUUGACCUGGAGAAAUGUUCCAACUAAUUCAGUAUCUUGUUUUUUCACAUUUGUCUUUGAGAAUCUCAUAGGUCAAGAUAUAGCAAUAGCAUCCUCUUCACUUCUGAGGACUUAAUACUAAGACACAUAGCUAAGAUGAUAAAUAAUUGUUUUGAUUGUUGUCAUGCUGUUGUGGGCUCUCGGGAAUUCUUUCCUUCAUAUAAAUUAGUUUAUGUAUAGAGUUUAUUUGGAAAUAUAUUCAUUACUGUAAUGGGGAAGUGUUAGUCACAACUGUCUCAUUGAUUUCUCUCUCUCUAGUUAGGUAACCCUCAGUUUGUUUUCUUUAAAGAUGAAUAAAAGGAGGCAGAAUCAGUAUACUGUGAAAUGCUAAACUGGAAUUUUAAAACCAUUGUGAAUUUCUCAUGAAGGAUCUACAAUUUAUAGUUAAAUAGUGUCUCUCAUAGGAUUUUCUGCAAGAUCCUAGUGUUUCCUGCAUGAGUAUUCAUUUUGGAGGGCAGAACUGACCCAAAGUAUAUUUUUAAAUGACUUGUCUUGUUGGAUUUCCAGAGAGUGCAUUCAGUUUUUUUUUAUCUACUUGAAUGCAAGCACAAGUUACUGGCUUGGCAAAUCAAAGGUAUGGUGCUUUUAUGUAUUUUUGUUUAAUCAAUUACAAUUUAUGACUGUUCUAGUCAGAUCUCUAAGGGGCAUAAUAGAACAGAAUUUGGUCUCUCCUCCAACUCUUCAUGGGCAGAUACUCACACUGUGGCUAGUUAUGCUGACUUUUUAUUUUUUCUUAACAUAAGGUAAGAAGAGUUUGCUUUGCACUCUUGUUCUUUGCUUGCUAGUUCCUGAAGUGUUUUACCGGAAAUAGAAGCUUUGGCUGCUCUUCAGUUGGUUUGCACCUGCUACUUAAUCCCUUCAGCACCUGGAGCAGUAAAUACCCUUCCUGGCUUGCCACAACAAUUAUUAACUUUUAGUGCAGCUGUUGCACUAGUCAUAUGCCAGGAUAAUGCUAACACAGCCACCAGACCAUUCCAGAGUGUUUAACUAUCUAACUAUGAAAAAAAAAUUCUGUAAGUUAGUUAUCAUACAAGCUAUGAAUAUAAUAGAGAUUUGAAGCUAUUGCACAUGUUGUACGUUCUGGCCUAUCACCUGUUUUGCUCAGAAGCUGAAUCCCACAAAAGCACUAAAGAUUUUUGUAACGCAAAAAAGGAAAAGGUUCAAAAUAUAAACAGAUUGUAUUUUAAAAUAGAUCAUUUAAAUAUACAGUCCUAUCACAGACAACAUUUUAAACACAUUUAAAAUCGAGGAUAAGCUAUUUGAAAUAUGGUAGAAGAGCAAAAAAGGAAGAAAGUCAUUGUUCAUUGCAGAAUUAAAAAAGAGAAGCUGGUCUUACCUGAAGAAGACAAAAGACAUAAAUAUUUGCAUAGCUAUUACAUUAAAACCUACAUCUAUAUCUCUUUAUAGUUUAUAUAAAUGUGUACAUCUUGAGUUUCAUGUUUCCCUUUUGUCAGAUUGUGGUUAGGCAAAAGUAAGAUACAAACCUUUGAAGCCUCUGCAGGAUAUUUUGCAUUUCAGUCUGAUCAUCAGUGCAGAAUUAGAAGUGAAAGCGACUUCUAUGGCAGAUUAAAAAAGGAUUGCACUGUCAUUCCAUUGCAUUUUCUUCUUCCAAUAGUAGGGACAUAAUCACCACAUGCUUCAUAUAACCCCUUUUGCAUAUGAUCCCUGUGCAUAAGGGAAGUAAGGAAUCAGGGAACUAUUCUAUUUACAUAAGCAUUGUAAUGGCUCGAGACAAAAAUAAUACCCACGACUACCAUUGUUGCAGUUUUUAGGAAAAGAAAUAAUGCCCUCCAUCUUUAGUAGCCCUGUGGCAUUUCAUUUUCCACUUAACCUGUGUCCUUUUCUGCUAGACAUCUUGAAUGUCAAAAUUAGUACUGUCUGAUAUAAAUUUAUAAGGACCCCAGACUGACCCAUUCCUUAAUUAACUUGUCAAUAUUAGGUAUUAUGUUUCAAAUAUAUUUUUCCUUUCUCAAAUUGCUUAACUAUAAUAUGAGAGCUUUUAAGCUUUCUAUUGUUUUUCCCACAACAUGUUUGUUAUUUUUAGCCAAUCAGUUUCCUAUAUUGCAAAUAUUUUGAAAGAAAUUCUCCUCAUUUAAAGAAUUACAAUAUAAUGGUAGCGAGUUCCAGACGAAAUGAGGGAAUCACAUGUUUAAACUCUUUCUUCAACUAUAUUUUCUUUUCAGAAAUUGUUUUAAGACUUUGUUGCCAGCUAAUUGUUGUGGUAACCUCUGUAGUCCUUAUUUUCCUUUUCAGGGCAAAAUUACAGCUUUCUUCUGUUAGACUCUUGUGAUAUAAAUCUUCAAUGAACAGAAGAAGGGGAUUCUGUGAUCUGUGUUCAGAGUAUAUACUGUAUUAUAAUAUGAGCACUGUGGUUAAUACAGAUGGCUGUUGUGGGCCCUCGCUGAUAAGAAGAUGCAGGAGCACGCAAGUUUGUUGCUGGACCUUUUAAUUCUAGUUUAAGAUGAACUAACUUUCUUACCAGUUUUAUCUUAUCUUAGAGAGAGAAAAACCUAUUUAAGUAAUUUUAAAAUGUAUGAAAAAGCUCAAAAAUUUAACGGUACUUUUAUGAACAAUGCUGCCCAUGACGUAGCUUUUCUGGAGCUGUAUUUAAUAGUAGCAAAGAUCAAUGGUGUGUAUCUAUAUAUGCGCUUGCGAACAUGUAUGCAAAUACAUGCACAGUUUAAUCUAGUUUAAGGACAUAAAAUUGGUAUUCAGAGUAGCAGUUCUGAAUUCUACUGCAGCUGAAAACAGCACAUGAGAGUUAAAAGUUUGAAUUGAGGUAGUAUCACACUUCAAAUGAAAAGAAGUAGCUUUCCUUUUUGAAUGGUUUUUAUCUCAACAGGAACUAGAGUUCUCUAUUCAGCAGAGGACUUGCUAACUUUUUUUUUCUUUUUGAAGGGAGAAGAGCUCUUGUGGGGUGUUAGUUUUAUAUUUCAGAUGGCUGUACUGUAGUUCUAGGAAGCUUUAAACAAAUUGAAAUAUACUUUUGGAGAAAUUAAUCCUUAUACUUGUUCAGAUGCUAAUUCUGACUGCUGAAGCUGUUUUGAAAAGCUUCAGCUGAGAUGAACCUUUUUGUAGUUCAUCUGUGUGUGUGUGUGUACACAUAUGCGUGGGGAGGUGUGUGUGUGUGUGUGUGUGUGUGUGUGUGUGUGCAUUUCUCUACAAAUAUAUUAGAGUUACUGCAGAAACUGACUGAAAACCGUUUUCUUCUCCUGCAGUAAUAUUUCAAUAUUUUAGUAUACCCUUUUUCUACCAAAAAAAGCAAUGAAAACCGAAACUAGCAGUUUUUAAAAUAUUUUAUAUUAGUUUGUAAUGUAUAUUCUUACAUUAUCACAGUGCUGGUAUGAACUACCUUUUUGUAAUAUUUUGUGAAUCACAAAGCUUUUGUUUCCCUUCUGUGUAUUCAAAGUACAUUAAACCUGUUUGCAUAUUG
This is a messenger RNA of Thamnophis elegans (Western terrestrial garter snake), 8131 nucleotides long. It is a transcript of the gene SUFU, whose product is annotated as SUFU negative regulator of hedgehog signaling. The transcript has 12 exons. The record is from RefSeq and is a predicted model, not a curated record. Gene Ontology annotation, cellular component: nucleus; cytoplasm. NCBI's taxonomy places the organism in Eukaryota, Metazoa, Chordata, Lepidosauria, Squamata, Natricidae. The coding region runs from base 219 to 1646 and encodes 475 amino acids. Gene Ontology annotation, molecular function: transcription factor binding.